Mesorhabditis spiculigera is the source of this 1695-nucleotide messenger RNA. The record is from the annotation of a GenBank genome assembly. Lineage: Eukaryota; Metazoa; Nematoda; Chromadorea; Rhabditida; Rhabditidae.
AUGGUGAACGGGGUCGACGUCAAGAAGAAAGUAUUCAAGCGCAAGCUCAAGAAGCUGAAGGAAGCCGGAGACGCGGCAAAGAAGAAGAAGCUCCCCGUGCAAGAAGAUGAGAUCAAGGAGGAAACGCCAGACGUUGACAGCUCUGAGGACGAGGAGCCCGUCGACGUGCCCAAGAAGUCAAAAGAUAAAUCGAAAGUCAAAGAGGAGGCGACCACCUCAACCGAAAUCGUCGGCUACCUGUCGAGUCAAACAUUCGACUCGUUGAAGGGGAAAGUGCACGCUGCGACGCUCAAGCAAAUUCAUUCCAUGGGAUUCCACACGAUGACCGAAAUUCAGCACAAGACGAUCGAGCCGCUGUUGGAGGGCCGUGAUGUGUUGGCGUCAGCAAAGACGGGUUCCGGCAAAACGCUUGGCUUCCUCAUUCCCGCCAUCGAGUUGUUGAUCAAGCUCGAGUGGAAGAUUCACAACGGCACCGGCGUUCUCAUCAUCUCACCGACGCGCGAGCUGUCGAUUCAGACGUACGGCGUGCUGUCGGAGCUUUUGGAGGGCCAUCCCCACCUCACCCACGGACUCAUCAUGGGCGGCGCCAACCGGUCGACGGAAGUGGAGAAGCUCGGCAAGGGCGUCUCGGUGAUCGUGGCGACUCCAGGACGACUCCUCGAUCAUCUACAAAACACGAAGGCGCUCGACGUGCACAGUUUGAAGUGUUUGAUCAUCGACGAGGCCGACCGGAUCCUCGACAUUGGGUUCGAAGUUGAGAUGCAGCAGAUUCUGAGAUACCUGCCGAAACGCCGCCAAACCAUGCUCUUCUCCGCCACACACACCCCAAAGGUUGACGAGCUGGUGAAGCAGGCGCUGCAGUCGAACCCGCUAAAGGUGGACGUGCAGUCGAAGGACGACCGGUCGACCGUCGAUGGAUUACAGCAGGGCUAUGUGAUUUGCCCGUCAGAGAAGAGAUUCCUGCUGCUGUUCACCUUCCUCAAGAAGAACUUGGACAAAAAGAUUAUGGUCUUCUUUUCCUCAUGCAACAGUGUCAAGUUCCACUACGAGCUGCUCAACUACAUUGAUUUGAAAGUGCAGUGUAUUCACGGCAAGCAAAAGCAGCAAAAACGGACGACGACCUUCUUCGAGUUCUGCAAGGCGGAGAGCGGAAUUCUGCUGUGCACGGAUGUUGCGGCAAGAGGGCUCGACAUCCCGGCCGUCGACUGGAUCGUACAAUUCGACCCUCCAGAUGAGCCGCGUGAAUACAUCCAUAGGGUUGGACGAACGGCCCGCGGAAAGGACGGACGCGGCAACGCGCUAAUCAUCCUGCGCCAGGAGGAGCUCGGCUUUCUAAGGUAUCUACGUCAGGCAAAGGUCGUCCUCAACGAAUUCGAGUUCAGCUGGAAUAAGGUGGCCAACAUCCAGUCGCAGUUGGAGGAGCUGAUCAGCAAGAACUUCUUCUUGAACAAGAGCGCCAAGGAAGCCUACAAAUCCUACGUGCGUGCCUACGACUCGCACUCGCUGAAGGACAUCUUCGACGUCGGCGCCCUGGAGCUGGUGUCGGUGGCACGGUCGUUCGGCUUCACCGUGCCGCCCUUCGUCGAGCUGCCGAUCACCGGAAAACCGAAGGUCGAGUUCCGGAACCAGGAUGGCGCCGGCUACCAAAAGAAGAAGAAGGGCUUCACCUUCUCGCAGAAACGGAAGACCCACCAC